Molecule: messenger RNA, 1884 nt
Organism: Coffea eugenioides
Lineage: Eukaryota; Viridiplantae; Streptophyta; Magnoliopsida; Gentianales; Rubiaceae
Product: protein ALP1-like
Exons: 1
Coding region: 206-1702 (498 amino acids)
Source: RefSeq, a predicted model, not a curated record
UCCGAGUCACCGUCAAACAUCCCCACCCUCAUCCCCUCUGAAUCUUCCUCUCCGUGUUCCCACCCACACGCGCUUCCUUCUUCGUCCUUCCUAUCAUCUCCAUUUCUAUAAGACCUUCCCCAAUCUCAAUCUUUUUAUAGUUCAAACAAUCCUUGGUGUUCACAUCUUUAUUCAACAAAAUAUCAAGUACUGCUUUCACACCAUUAUGGAAAUUUCAUCUUUCUCGUCACCAUAUAGUGGUAGUAGUAGUGAAGAUUACCUCUCUUCUAACUUAUUCAGUUUCUUUCAAGAAUUGGAUCCCAUUGCUAUUCCUGCCAACAAUACGUCUUCUUCUUCCUCCUCUCAGAUUAAUAUUAAUCUCUCCAAGAAAAGAAAAAGGGUCGAUCACGAGCCUACUUCUUCCUCGAUUCAGGACUUUGUUAACACUUUCUUGACUUUUGAUAGCGAUAACAAACAACAAGAACAGCAGCAAGAAGACGAAUUCCUUCUCUUUCCAUCUCUGGCUUCUUUCUCUCAGUCGCCCUCAAGUACAAGUCCAAUGAGAGAAAUGAAAGAGGAUGCUAUUGGAACUGCCUCCGAAUCCAAAAGGGCUCGUCGGAGUUCGCCUGAAGUUGGAGCAUCAGAAGCAGGAACCAGCUCGCAGAGGAGAUUAUGGGUAAAGGAUCGAUCAAAAGCUUGGUGGGAGCAUUGUAAUAGCGCCGAUUUUCCGGAGGAGGAGUUCAGGAAAGCUUUUCGGAUGAGUAAAGCCACUUUUGAUAUGAUUUGUGAUGAGCUUGAGUCAGUUGUUACGAAGAAGGAUACAAUGCUGCGUUUGGCUAUUCCGGUUCGCCAACGGGUUGCGGUUUGUAUAUGGAGAUUGGCUACGGGGGAGCCUCUCCGGGAGGUGUCGAAGCGAUUUGGAUUGGGAAUCUCAACUUGUCAUAAGCUUGUCCUUGAGGUUUGUUCUGCAAUCAGGAAUGUUUUGAUGCCUAAGUUUUUGCAGUGGCCUAGUGAGGAGAAUAUGAGGGAAGUCAAGAGAGGUUUUGAAAUGAUUUCUGGGGUAGCAGAUGUGGCUGGUUCGAUUUAUACAAGCCAUGUUCCAAUUAUAGCUCCUAAGGUUAGUGUUGCCUCUUAUUUUAACAAGAGGCAUACUGAGAGGAAUCAGAAGACGUCUUAUUCGAUUACGGUUCAGGGGGUCGUUGAUCCUAAAGGUGUUUUUACUGAUAUUUGUGUUGGAUGGCCUGGUUCAAUGACUGAUGAUAAGGUUUUGGAACAGUCUGCUUUGUAUCAGAGAGCAAAUAGAGGACUUUUGAAGGAUGUUUGGGUUGUCGGAAAUGCAGGAUUUCCACUUAUGGAUUGGGUACUAGUUCCAUACACAAGGCAGAAUCUUACUUGGACUCAGCAUGCUCUCAAUGAGAAGGUUGGAGAAGUUCAGAAUAUUGCCAAAGAAGCAUUUAUGCGAUUGAAAGCUCGAUGGAGGUGCUUGCAGAAGAGGACAGAAGUUAAGCUCCAGGACUUGCCAAUUCUGCUUGGGGCAUGCUGUGUACUGCAUAACAUAUGUGAAAUAAGGGAUGAGGGAAUGAGUCCGGAGCUGAGAUUCGAAUUGUUUGACGAUGAAGUGGUACCUGAGAAUCCUGUGAGGUCCAUGAAUGCAUUUCAGGCUAGAGAUCAAAUUGCACACAAGCUGUUGCACCAUAACCUGGCAGGCACUACCUUUUUGUAGUUAGAAGAUGUCUGAGCUUUUCUUAGUGCUUCUAUUCACAGAUUGAUUUUUUUUCAUGGCUCUUGUCUUAGUCAUGCUAUAGAAUAAAAUUCCAUUGUAAUUCUUUGACAUUUGUAGACGAUUUCUUUUACCUUUUGAAUUAAUAGAAUCCAUCAGGCUGCGCUUCUUUUGAGAUUGAUUAA